Molecule: messenger RNA, 549 nt
Organism: Cylindrotheca closterium
Lineage: Eukaryota; Bacillariophyta; Bacillariophyceae; Bacillariales; Bacillariaceae
Source: the annotation of a GenBank genome assembly
AUGGAUCCUUCGUUAGUAUUAUCUGGAAUUCACUCGGCAACUUUUUUUCCACUGCAGGGAUGCUUUUCCCUUGUCUUCGCCGCUCCAAAAUGUGAAGACAAUUCCGAACAUUCCCACGGUCUUGAAGCAUUCCAGGAAUGGAAAGAAACGUUGUCUUUGAGUUCAAAGAUGGUACUGACUCACAUGCUACUAGUGUUUGAGAAUGUGGCAAGACGGGAAUUGAGCACUCCUGAUGUUGACCUUCUACACUUUCGUUGCACUCCAGGUGAAGCAUACACCUUUCCAUGUCAACAAUGGAAAUGUUGCACGAUUAUUGAAAAUGAUACAGCAUCUCGAGAAUACAUGAUAUUGCAUCCAAUGGUAUUGGAGUCCAAGGACGACAAGGGUGUGGAGGGAAGCGAAGCCCCUGAGGAGGACAAGGAAAAUGAAGCCUCCAGCACUCUGGAAGAGGAAGAAGACUCCAAUGAUGAUGACUGCAAUGAUGAUAUGAUGAUGAUGAAGACUUGGAUGAAGACGAUGAUGACAACGACGAUGAUGACGAUGAAGUAA